CGACUCUCUUCUGUGCCUAGACGCCCGACCUGAGCAUUCAAGUCUCCGGCUAGUACUACAAUAUCUGUCGAACGCACUUUCUGGAGAAGAACAGAUAACUGGUAGUAAAACUCAUCCUUGAUUGCAUCCGGGCUGCAAUCUGUCGUGGCAUAGGCGGAGAUGACGAAAAGACAUCGUUUCUCACGCCGAUUUCUUCUCACUUUGAUGGAACUUUCUAAUCUAACAGCACAUAACCGAGUGUUAAUGGGGAUCCAAUCGACUAGGGCUGCCUCAGCUCUAGCGCUUAGUGUGACACCAACGCCAGCAAGACCAGACGAAGAUGCCACAGGGUGCGAAUGUUGAAGGCAGCCAGUUUGAAUGGUGCACGUGGUUUCAGAAAAACUGCUUCAGUUCUCGUAUUCGGUGGUAACAUGCAAUUUUCAACCGGACAGUGACUCGAGAACGUUUAGAUACAGUCGAAUUUCCACCAAAGACGAGCCGCUGUAUAAGUAUAAAAGAGGGUGAAUAAUGUGGAAAAUAAUAAUAAUAAUAAUAAUAGUAUUAAUAAUGACAAUAUUUGUAAUGAUAAUAAUUUGAAUCAAUCGAUUGUUUUUCGAAGCGAGAAAAGUAAAUUCCAUAGACAUAAAGAGUUCAUCAUUUGUGUGUGGGCUGUGAUACUGCCCGGGUGCCCAAACCGAAGCAGGUGGUUAUCUUAGGGGGCCACACCCCGAGCCUUCGACCUAAAGGUCUAACCCACAAGGCAGUGGAGCAUUGUGAGGAGAAACAGCCCAUUGUAGCCGGUGACCAACGAUUGGUUCACACGCCAUUUGUUCCCACAGGAUACUGGAGCCCAUGUGCACCAUUGGUUUGGAAUCCGGUUAAAGCGCCGGACAUUCGCUUUUCGUCCUCUCAUUUUUGUAAACAACACCCCCGCCACGAGAAGGCAAUGAGUAGGACUUCCCUGGCAGAGGCUGUAUACGCGUGGCCGUGUGAGAGUAUUUCGAGAGGGAGAGCGGACUCUCCCCACUCUCGGCCGUACCAGGGCAUUCGGGGGCCAUGGUUCAAAUAAUUUCGUAUUGUUCGCUUAAAACGUUUACCAAAAAAGGCAUAUCUUUCACUUAGUUCGUAGAGGAAUGUAACGACUAUAUGAGUAGAAUAUCAUGAAUUUUGUUUUAGUUUUGGUUCUCUGAGCUGGAUGGUUUGGUCGUGGAGCUUUCAUCGUUCUUCUGAACGAUAACAUCAGUACAAAUUUCAGGUAGAAGUUCUCGUCGUCUGCAUAUCAUCUGUGUUACUUUAAAUUCAUCAUUAUAAAAUGAAUUUAAUCAGAAGUAGUUUUAACAUACACACAUCAGUGUAACUUAACAAGAAUGUAAAUCAUUUUAAGAGACAAAAUAAAAUAUUGCAAAUGUAUAGUUUUUAUAUGAAAGAAGAACAUUGUACAAUAGGUGUUGUUCUAAUUUUCACAAUGGAAAUCUUUAAUAUUCUAAAAUCGCGUGUGGACCCUGUUGCAUUCAAGUCACUCAAUAAGUUUCCGAAGUUUAAUGUACAUCUCACAGAAGCGAAAAUGAGUUUAACAAAAGCAACUCAGAGUUCCUGUUACUCUACUCCAAACCUUUGAAAUUAUCUUAGUAUGAAUUUCUUUCAGCUAAAUAAUAUACUGACUUCACAAUUUCAGAAUAUUUUUUUGUAUAUUAUUGUUUUCCUAAUACACAUAGAUGAUCGUAUUCAAGCUCGCCUUUAUGGUGCAUCUUUGGUCUGUGCUAAUAUUAGUCGUUGUUUGAAAGAACUUUCUUAUCAAUAUGGUUUACAACUAGACAAUUCGGUCCCUGUAAAUCAUCACUCUAAUGGAAACAGAAAAAUUGUAAAAUAUCCCGAUUUUUUUAUUUAUUGUUGGCGUGGAGGUCAAAGAUCUAAUUCUUUAGCAACUAUAUUAUCUGAAGUAGGCUGGCCGGGUAAUAUAUAUACACUUGUUGGUGGAUAUCGUUCUUGGCGUAGACUUCUACUUCGUCAGUUGGAUGCAUGGCCUCGUUGGUCUAUACUGAGUCCGUUUUGGGUCAUAUCUGGUCUUACUGGUUCCGGGAAAUCUUUAAUACUUCAAGAGUUACACGAUCAUGGUGAAACCGUUUUCGAUUUAGAAGCUUUGGCUAAACAUAAAGGUUCAAUGUUUGGUGGUGAUUGUGUAUUAUCAAAUAGUGACACUAGCGAUCAUCAAAGCUCUACCAAUAAAGGUAGUCAACAAAAGUUUUUUGAAUCUCAACUUCAUUAUGUAAUGAUGACAAAUAAGCAUCGAUUGUCAUCCUGCAAAAAUAUUUUAUGGAUCGAAUGCGAAUCACGGCAUAUUGGACCACUUUGUGGGUUAUCUGAUGGUUUAUGGUCACGAUUAAGAUCUACAGAUCCAAAUGUUGGCACCCAUCGAUUAUGGAUUGAUAUUACAGAAGAAGCAAGAGUUGCUUGGAUUUUAGAAAAUUAUUCUACUGUUACUCGGAACGUUCCAAAAGUUCUAUCUAUUCUCAAAAGAUUAACUCAAUUGGAUAGCCCGAACAUAGUUCUACUGUGUGUAGGAUAGAAGAAGAUAAUCAGUGGUGAAAGUUAUUCAGUUAAGUACAACUAUUGAUUACUGGGUAGUGGCUAGUAUCAUAUUUGUAUAGUCCUCAGUGUUAGUCAAAUUUUAUUGAACAAUUUGCAAUCUGGUCUGGUCUAAAUGAUUUAAAAUUGCCUGGCCUAUUUUCCUAUGGUAGGUAUGUAGGUAGGUAGAUGACUGGAGGUAGUUGGUAAAUAUUUGUCAUGCAGAAUAUCGGUAUCUGCAAAACAUCUGAGUGGUAACGUUUCAGACUGCGAGGCUGAAUAACUCAGAUGGGGAUCCGGUAGUGAACAGUAAUGCACUCAGUAUCGCAAUUGCACCUUGCUGACUAGUGUCAUCUAGCUUAUACUUUUCGAUACCUGAGUAUAAAUUUUGUUUUUUGACGUUAAGUUAAGAUUCGACUCUGUAGACUGUGGCAGUGUCUAUCAUUUGAAAGCAUACCAAAGACGUACAUCAACCUUGUCCAGGCUCUUUACUUGAACACUAGUGGUUGAUUUAAAGCUUAUGUCCAACUCAUCAGAAUUUUCAACUUCAAGUAGUGUUCGUCAGGGUUGUCUGCUUUCUCCAUUUUUACUUAACUUUGUCAUAGAUAUACUUUCAAAAAUAAUACAUUCAUCGUCUGACUUUUCAAGGACUGAUCUCCCACCAAGAUAUUCCCUUGUUUUCUUAGUAUACGUAGAUGAUAUAAUUCUGUUUGGUGAAGGCACUGACAAAAUUGAUAAUAUUCUGAGCGCUUUAAAGAAUAAUGCAAGCAUGUUUGGGAUGUGUUUCUCUUUCUAAAUGAAAAAAUGUUGCUUCGACACUGGUCUGCAUCAGCAUCCAAAUAAUGACAAGUACGAAGUAGUUGAGUGCGUGUAUUGCUACUCUUAUCUUAGGAGUCUCAUCAGUUCUGAUUGGCUGUUGUCUAAUGAAAUCUCAACAUGUAUUCGAGAAGUUCGAUCGACUUUUGCCAAUUUGCAUCACUUGUGAUGUAAGCGAAAUAUCCGUCUUCCAACCGAAGGACGAGUUUACCACGCAGCAGUUCGCUUCAUCCUUUUUUAUGAAUGUGAAACAUGCCCAUUAAGGGUAAGGGAUAUUCGUAGGUCACUAAUAUUCUAUUAUAGGUGUCUUCGAAGCAUUGUUCACGUAUUUUGGAUCCAUUUAGUACGCGAUCAUUGGGUUAGGAAUAAAGUACUAAAUAAGGAUGGCUAAUCGAUUGAUGAGUUAGUAAACCUUCACGAACUGAGGUGAUUGAAACAUGUGAUACAUAUGCUCGACCAGUGCCUUCCUCGACGGUCGAUUUCGUCUAAUUUAGGAGUAAUCUGGGAGAUGGCUAGAAGAGACCAAACCAAGCCGUGGGGCCAAUCCAUAAAGUCAUUGACAGUCGAACUGGGUUUAGAUUGUCUGAUUGAAGUCCAUGUGAUUAUCGUAAUCAGUGGUUAGAGACUUUGAAUGACGUCGUGUAAAUUGUUUGUAAUGGCUCAAGCGCAUCCACUUUCUGUCUUUUCGCAAAUUCUGACUUCAUAAAUCCCUCACAUAUUUCUUGUUUCACUAAUUUAUAUUUUCUCAGAUGGUAUCUUCGAUGUCCAAUCUUUCGUAUUACCAGUGUCACUAUUACUAUGUCUGCUAUCGUAUGAUUUGACCUGAAAAUUUCAUCUUGGUGUGCUACUGGGUUAUGGCAACUUGAACCGAUGUACAUAUAUAACAGGUUCUACUUUGAACAGACCGACUGACUUUUGUUUAUGGAGUCCAAUGUUCCAUCACAUACAUACCUUUCCAUCUUCUCUUUUCAAAUCACAUCCUCGAUCACCAGUCUUCGUUAUCAAUGUUUUGUACAACAUUAUAUCUGCCUUUCUUGUCGCUAAUUUUUAUCUCGUUUUGCUAAUGUGGUAUGUUUCGAUGCACGUCUAUGUCAGGCUUAUAUUGUUGAUGAUUCGCAUAGUAUAAUUCUAGGACAAUAUCUCGUCAUACUUUGAAUAUACAGGGCUUGUAAUAUUCCGCUCUUUAUAUACUUUCAUCUUUUCUUCGUUGGAUUACAUUAAUGGCUUUAGUUGCCUCAUAAUUACCUAGUCGUUGUGUUUAGGUGGGGAAAAAAAUAACUUUUAAUAAAAUUGUAUUUGUCUUAUUUAUGCUUGACUUCAUUUAGUUUCUCUUUUUAUUAUAAAUAGUUUAAAUGAAUAUAUACCAGAUAAAUUGAUUAAUCAGUGGACUGAAAUGGUACAUCGUGAAGAUUUCACCAGUUUUGUAACCGGUUUACUUCGACAUCAUUAUGAUCCAUUGUAUAUUAAAAAUCGUCGUCACAUAAUAGAAGAUGCGAAAAAGAAUGGUUUAUUCCAUCGUAUCUCUCUUCAUAGUGUUGACAGAACAACUAUACAAACAAAAAUUAUACCACAGAUAUUGGAUUUAGCAUAUACUACAAGUUCUUCUAAUCUACAACAAAAUCAGUUACCUAAAAGUCAUAUAGCUAUUUAAACUUUUGCAUUUUUCUUUUGUAUCUUUAUUCAUAUGAAACAUAUUUCAUGUCUUGUUUAUAACUAAUAUUAAUACAGAAUUGAGUAGCUUCAGUAUUUUUUUAUAUGGUUUAUAUCAUUCUAUUUAACUGUAUAUAAUGGAAAUACAAAAUGUACACUUGCAUGUAUAGAACAUUACCAUAGUUAUUCAUAAUGAGUUAGUUUAUACACAAAAUGCAGUUAGAAUCUUUUUUUGGGGGGGGGUAUCUUUAUUUGUAAGGAUUAAAUCAAAUAUAAGUUCUGGACAGAAAUUCAGUUUUCAUUUUUUUAUUGUUGUUGCAUGUUUAGGUAUAUGUCUGUUACAGAUUUGUUUGAAUUAUGCUAUUUAUAAUUAAAGUUAGUUGAGACGUUUAAAAAGAACUAAAUGUAAAGAUGUAUACAUUCGUAGACUGCCCUGGUACAUCCGAGAGUGAGGAGAGUCCGCUCUCCCUCUCGAAAUGCUCUCACAUGGCCACGCGUAUAUAGCCUCUGCCAGGGAAGUCCUACUCACUGCCUUCCCGUGGCGGGGGUGUUGUUUACAAAAAUGAGAGGACGAAAAGCGAAUGUCCGGCGCUUUAACCGGAUUCCAAAUCAAUGGUGCACAUGGGCUCCAGUAUCCUGUGGGAACAAAUGGCGUAUGAACCAAUUGUUGGUCGCCGGCUUCCAUGGGACUGUAUCUCCUCACAAUGCUCCACCGCCUUGUGGAUCAGACCUUCAGGUCGAAGGCUCGGGGUGUGGCCCCCUAAGAAAACCACCUGCUUCGGCUUGGGCACCCGGGCAGUAUUUCAGCCCUCACACAUAUCAAAUGAGAUUUGUGUGGAGCAUAUGUAUAUGGUGCCUCCUUGUACCAAUAUCUAUGUGUUCAAAUAAAAUAAUAAUAAUAAAUACCCAUGACCUUCGCACACUGCUAAGGAGUCCCAUACUAGGAUGAAACGGCUGUUUAGUGCUUCCAGGUUUUCAAAAGUGGUCUAACCUAAAUCGAUUCAUGAAUUUAACUGUUAAAUUAAUACAAUCUUCACAAACCCCCAGUGUGAAAAUAAUGUUUUAUUACUUCUGAAUACUAAUGACAUUCUAGGUUGCUCUGAACGAACUAUUAACGAUUUUAUUGCACAUAUGGUUUACUCUCUCUAUAUUAGAUGGUUAGCCAGGAACUAGUCUGCCAAAACACGACUCAAAUCAAAACACGUAAUUAGCCUGUUUAGCACGUGUAAUAAUAGAUAACUGAGUAAGUAAAAAGUUUAGGAAAAUGUCUAUAAUACUUCAUAUACCUGUCAUAUUAUCUAUCGGUCUACCUGGAGAAACAACUGAUCACUGUCUAUUUUUACCUUACUUACGCCUGUUACUCCUCGUGGAGCAGCAUAGACCAUCCCCUAGGAUUCUCAAUCGAACUCUGCCUUAGGUAAUCCUUUGCAGUUUCUAUUCAUUUUUUUCAUAACUUCUAAUUCCCAACGCAAUAUAUUUUUUGGUCUUUCUUUUUUUCCCUCCGCCUAGGAUUCCAAGUUAUGGUAUAACUCGUAAUGUAGUUUGAUGAGUUCCGUAAUGUAUUUUCUAUCCACCUCACGUUUUUUUCUAAUUUCCUCUUCAUUUGGGAGCUGGUUUGUUCUCUUCCACAGUAGGCUGUUGCUGAUGGUAUCCGGUCAACGGACAUUGAGUAUCUUGUGUAGAUAAUUGUUCAUAAAUACUUUUACUUUUUUGAUGAAGUUUGUGGUAGUUUCAUACAGUAGAACUGUCUUGACAUCCGCAUUGAAGAUUCUGACUUGGAUGUUGGUUGAAAAUUGUUUUGAGUUCCAUAUGUUCUUCAAUAGUAGGGAUGCUGUUCUUUCUUUGCUAAUCCUUGCCUUCACAUCAUCUUAUUUUGUCGAUGAUCCUGCUCAGGUAUUUAAAUGAAUCUCUGUAAUCAUUUUAUUAAAUCUGUACGGUUAUAUACUAAUUCCAAUUUGGGAAACAAAUUGUUUAAAUCAUUCAAUUUCUCAACAUUGAAUCUUACUAAGUUAAAUCCUCUACAAAUUUAUAAACAUGAAUUAUCAACAAGUUGUAGUUUAAAUCGCCGUCCUGGUAUAACGUAUCCGCGACCAGUUAGUCGCUAUUGGGCAAUUAGUAAAAUGAGGGAUCCUCAUCAAUACACAGUUGAUCCACUCCCAUUGGUACGAACAGGAGGACGAGGACCUGACGGUAAUACAUUUGACUGUAUUAAUAAUGACAUUUUACUGUUACAUAUUUUCUCAAUUACUUUUCGCAUUUAGAAUAAUUUCUGUAACAGAGUUAUUAAAUCAAGUCAACUUCGAGUUUGUUUUUUUUUCAAGUGUACACAUAAAAUUCAAUAAAACUAUGAAAUUUAGUACACUGAUGAUUUCCUUAAGGUUUUUAAGUUGUUUUUUUUUUGGGGGGGGGGAUAUCAGUAGCAGCUGAAAAACAUUGAAUAAACGAAAUAUAUGUGGAAUGAAGUGGCAAAUUAACGUCUAGUUUGAUAAGUGUUUUCCAGACCUCUAAGGAAAUAUAAUAAAUUUCCCAAACGUUCAGUUAACAUCAAAUAGUAGUACUUGGUACUUUCAAAUAACAGUUUAUGAGUUUAGUAGUGCCUUUUUGUAUAUCAUACCUAGUUUAAAAUUAUCGCAACUCUUACGUUAUCAUUCAACUGCUAAAAUGGAAUAACUCAACUAAUUUAAAGCCUAUUUGUUAGUUUGUUUGUUUUUUAAUGUAAGUUUUCUGAAGUUCCGGUUCAAACUCAUGAUUUAUGAAUCUCAUUCCAGAUUAGCAUGGUUGUUUAUCGUUGACACUAGAUUAUGAUUACUUUGUUUCAUUAAUUGCUAUGAGUUGUAAGUUAUAAAUCAUUGUAUAUUGAACAAUCAGUUGAUGGCUAGAUUCUCAUUACUUACGUUCAGAUUUGUGUAAAUCUAGGUGAAUUUCUUGUUAUAAUCCUUCAUCAACUUUUUGAGCCUUGCUUUUGUAUAUUGAAUGAAGUCGACAUGACUCAGUUUGAUCGCCUGAUUGUUAUAUCCGAGUGGAGAUUAAAUUACAGGUAACUUCCGAGGACUAUUCAUGGACUAAUAUUCUAUAAAUAUUCUUAUUGUAUAACUACUCAACAAUGACACUAUGUAUAUUUAUAUCCCUCUUAUGACAAGCUUUAUUUUGG
Molecule: messenger RNA, 8161 nt
Organism: Schistosoma haematobium
Lineage: Eukaryota; Metazoa; Platyhelminthes; Trematoda; Strigeidida; Schistosomatidae
Product: NEDD8-activating protein uba3, variant 2
Exons: 5
Coding region: 1610-2545 (311 amino acids)
Biological process (GO): tRNA wobble uridine modification; protein neddylation
Cellular component (GO): cytoplasm; nucleus
Molecular function (GO): NEDD8 activating enzyme activity; tRNA 2-selenouridine synthase activity
Source: RefSeq, a predicted model, not a curated record